This is a messenger RNA of Armigeres subalbatus, 2785 nucleotides long. RefSeq names its product 8-oxo-dGDP phosphatase NUDT18. Bases 1122 to 2132 code for a protein of 336 amino acids. Gene Ontology annotation, molecular function: magnesium ion binding; 8-oxo-GDP phosphatase activity; 8-oxo-dGDP phosphatase activity. The record is from RefSeq and is a predicted model, not a curated record. Lineage: Eukaryota; Metazoa; Arthropoda; Insecta; Diptera; Culicidae. The transcript has 2 exons.
GAUAUUUAUGUACCCAUUCGCCAGGCAACGCGAGUGAACCUUCCAUUCAUCGCCAUUCAUGAGCCACGGCGCACUAGUGUUUAUGUUUUCGACGCGAAGUGUCAUACUUUCGAUCUUUUCUGCAAUUGCAGUUUCACGGUAACGAGUCAGCAUAGAUAUUUCACUGCAGUACCAAUCGAAAAUAGCUUUUGGUUAGUACAUAUACUGCAAUUACUCAAUGGUGUUAGUCAUACAAGACAAAUAGUGUUCUUUGACUGAAAAGAUCCACUGCUGCAUGAGUUCGCAGUAAAGACCGGAUUUGGGCAAGAAACAGAGCACACUUUUACCCAACAAGUGGGGACGCCGCCUCCAUCCAAAGUGAUCGCGGGAAAGAACCGUUAGUAGCCAGCGAGUGCCGCCCAGCUUCCGACGACCAACAACUCUGUCUUUCCAGGCGCAGGCAUAAUCGUUAUGAUGAUCGAAGCUGAUGGUCCGGAGCAGUAUCUCAAAACUGAAGAUUCAUUAAGGUAGAAUUUGUGUGGUACAUUAGAAUAAGAAAAUCGUAGAAAUUUUUAAAAGACACGCAAAGCUUUCGACCGUGACUUAACAAAAAACUGUCCAAGCCGCGUAAGGAAAGGUGAAUGAAUCGUACUUGAAGAGCUUUUCUCCGCACUCCGAAGCGUAUACGAAUCUCGAACCAAAGCAGAAAUACCUCAAAAACAGAGCGCUAUGUGUGCGAUCCUUUUUUUGGGAUGACUACGACGACGAGGUAGCCCAUUGAGACUGUGGCGACUGACUGGUGAGAGGAUCGAGAGUUCACAAUCGAUACACACAACUUGUUUUAGCUCGCGGCCUCGCGGUACAUUCUUCGAGCCGUACGCGAUCGCGAAGUCGCGUGGUUUCAGUCUCGUUCGAAAAUUCCAUCGAUCAACUUCAGCUGAACCUGCUGUGUUAACGCUUUAAAAAAUAAUCUCUGACUAUCAGAAAACAGAGCUCUUGUGGAUUUAAUAUCAAUUAUAAGCUGAAGAGAUAGCGUGUGAGAGUAAAUAAGAUCGCGUCACGCGUGUGGGUUCGAAAACGGAAAUGGUAGUUUGAAGUGAAGUUUCUUUGAUCCUAGAUAAGGUGGCUAAAAGGUGUUUAGAAUGGAGAAUAACUUGAUUCGAGUGCUUGAGGGACACUACCUGGAUGAAUUAACCAGUGAGUUGUGUGACUUUUCAUUGGAAGAGCAGAAUGCAGCCACCGAGGCGCAGGGCGUUAAGCCACUCGCCUCUUCAGACUACGUGCCUAUUAUUGGAAAAAGUGUCACCUACGUGGUAGCUUGUGUGAUCAUCAACGAUCGAAAUGAAGUGUUGAUGAUGCAGGAAGCGAAAGAAUCGUGUGCAGGAAAAUGGUACCUCCCUGCGGGUCGCAUGGAACCUGGCGAAACGAUUACGGAGGCUAGCAUGAGAGAAGUUCUAGAAGAAACUGGACUUAAAGUGGACAUUACGACACUGCUGGCAGUGGAAUCAGCUGGUGGCACUUGGUUUAGAUUCGUAUUAACAGGACGGGUAGUUGGAGGUGAACUCAAAACCCCAUCUCAAGCAGACCAGGAAUCCAUUCAAGCCAAAUGGGUAGGAAACUUAGACGAACUGAGUCUCCGUGCCAACGACAUAAUUCCCAUCAUAGACUUGGCCCGCAACCACAAACGUCGUAUCCCGAAAGAUCCCAACUGGCAUAGGGAUAUCAUGCCGGCUAGAAAGGCCCAUUACAAAAACUACCUGAGGAUAGUAGUAGCCAUCAAAAACAAGACCACCAAUCAGGUAUUCAUCCUCCUUAGUGAGAAAACCGCGUACCACUUUCCAACAGUCGAAAUCCACCCCGGCCGCAGUAUUCACUCCACCCUCAAGAAAUUUAUGAUCGAGCUUUUCGGAGCCGAUCUGCCCCAACAUCGACCGCACGGAGUGUUGAGCGUCGAGCACCACACCACUCGAUCACAGCCCAGCCCCACGGACGGUAUCUGCCUGACCCUGUUGGUCAUUUGCAGGCCUUCGAUCGAAAGUGUAUCCCUCAUUGGGAAGUGUAUCUGGCACGAGCUCAAUAAGGAGCUCAGUGCCAGGCUGGCGAUGACCGUAGCGGCGAAAAAUUCCACACUUUUAAUGCACGUUAUACGAUAGUGGAAUAGGUAAUUGACGUUUGCCACGAUGUCGAUCAAGCAAUUGCAGGUGUGAUCGCGAAUGCGUGGAAAAAUGACAAAUUUCUUUUUCUUUCAUACAAUCGAUGAAUCUCACGGCAAGGCACGCGAGAAAUACCGUUUUAUUGCCAGCUAAGAUGUGCUUUGAUUGUCUUGUUUAUAUGCAUAGCUUUAGUGGAACAACAGCCAAGUAAGAUUGGGGUGCAUACUCAGAGGGUCGGGUCGAUUAAACUGCCGAUCAUUUUUGUUUUGUUUUGCGCGCGAUUGGAAUCUCAAUGAGAUUUUGGUUGGUUUUAGUUUAGUUUUUGCUAACGUAGCGUUUUUGUAGAUGAACUAGCAGAAAAUGAAUAAAAGAGAGUUUUCAGACCAAAAUUAUGCAUGGAAGCGGAAAAUGAAAACCAGCGAACUGGUAGUCACGUAAAAUUAGAGAAGAGAAAGCACACGAAACAACGCACAAUUGAAAUUAUGUUAUAGAAAAAUAAAUACUGAGAUCUGCGCUGAGGUCGAAAAUAUAGCUCAGCUUAAAACUAUAAUUAUGAACAUUUAUUUAUGAAAUAAAUGCUUGAAAUAAGUAACGAAAAAACAAUUUGUAAAAACUCAUCAUAAAGAAUCUAAUAAAUAAUGCAUUAUGGAGAA